Messenger RNA from Parascedosporium putredinis, 1125 nucleotides. The record is from the annotation of a GenBank genome assembly. NCBI's taxonomy places the organism in Eukaryota, Fungi, Ascomycota, Sordariomycetes, Microascales, Microascaceae.
AUGAAGCCACACAGACUUCUCGGCUUCCUCAGCGGGGCCUGGCUCACCCUGGGCUGCCCCGCCGCCGAAGCCACACCCACGCCACCGCGCGACUUGGGCUUCGCGCACACGCGCGAGUACGCCAUCAUCGGCACCAACGUCUACUCCUACCUGCUGUCCGAGCCCUCGCCCGCCGCCGCCGUCGAUCCCCACCUCACGGCGCUGGGCUACCGCGUCGUCGCCCCCGACAUGCUGGGCUACGGCCGCACCAACGCCCCGCUCGACACCAAGCGCUUCUCCCUCAAGAACAUGUCCGACGACCUCGCCCGCCUCGUGAAAAAGGUCGCCGGCAACGAACAGGUCAUCCUCGGCGGCCACGACUGGGGCGGUGCCAUGGUCUACCGCGCCGCCCUUUGGCACCCCGAGCUGUACAAGGGCAUCUUCAGCGUCUGCACCCCGUACUUCCCGCCCACCACCCAGUACGUCGACCUCAAGGACCAGAUCGCCGCCGGCAUCACCCCUUCCUUCGGGUACCAGCUGCAGCUGCGCGAGCCCGCCAUCGACCUGAAGCUGCUGGGCUCCGCCAAGAUCCGCCAGGUCCUGCUCGCCCUCUACGGCGCCACCACCCCCGCCGGCCAGCCGGGCUUCGACGCCCGCACCGGCCUCCUCUUCGACAACAUGCCCAAACUGGGCUCCUCCCCGCUCGUCAGCGACGCCGACGUCUCCUACUACACCACCGAGUACCUCAAGAACACCAUGCGCGGGCCCCUGAACUGGUACCGCACCGCCCAGGUCAACUUCCAGGACGAGCUCGCUCUCCUGCGCACCCCCGGCGGCAUCAACUUCACCAUGCCUGGCCUGUACGUCGGCGCUACCCUGGACACCGCGCUGCCACCUUCGAUGUCGGUGGGCAUGGAAAAGUAUUUCCCCAAGGGCGGCCUGACCAGGGGCGAGGUCGUCGCUUCCCACUGGGCUCUUUGGCAUGCCGCUAGGGAUGUUAACGUCCUUCUCGGUCAAUGGAUCUCGGGCCUCGAGGCGGCGUCCCCAAGCAUUAAUCGCGCUGCAGAUGCUGACGCUGACCCUUGCUCAUCGAUCAAGCUCGCUGCCCGCCGCCUCCCCGCUUUUUCCCGACCCUGCCAUCGAUGA